AUGGCGCCCAAACCGCCCACAAAGGGCAAAUCAAAACUUCCUACUUCGCGCAAAUCCUCUACUACUUCCUCCAAAUCUUCCAGACCGUCGUCCUCCUCCUCGUCAAAGUCCAAGCCAGUUCACCGUCCGACCAAACAAGUCAAAACAAAACCUGCCUCGGCUACUCUAUCCUCAUCGGCACUCUCCAACACAAAGAAGAAGAAACAACGCGUCUACACCGACAAAGAACUCGAUCUGCCAAAACUCAAUAUGAUUACUCCCGCCGGCGUCACCAAACCUGCCCGGGGAAAGAAGAAGGGCAAGGUCUUUGUCGAUGAUCAUGAGAGUAUGAUGACAAUCCUAGCAUUGGUCAAUGCUCAGAAGGAGGGUCAGAUUGAGAGUAAAAUGAUGAGAGAAAGAAAGUUGGAAGAAAUCCGGGAGGCUCGAAGAAUCGAAGCUGAGAAGAGGAGUCAAGGCAAGAGAGAGAUUCUCGAGGGAAAGAUGAAGGAAGUGAAAAAGGGUAAAAAGCCCAAAGGCGAUCGGACCGGUGACGUGCAGAAAGCCGCUGCAGCCCAAGAGGAGAGAGGAGAGAAGUCAAAGUCAAAGAGCAAGAAAAGAGUGUCGUUUGUUUGA
Exophiala mesophila is the source of this 612-nucleotide messenger RNA. RefSeq lists its product as uncharacterized. Lineage: Eukaryota; Fungi; Ascomycota; Eurotiomycetes; Chaetothyriales; Herpotrichiellaceae. Gene Ontology annotation, molecular function: mRNA binding. Gene Ontology annotation, biological process: ribosomal large subunit biogenesis; intracellular mRNA localization. The coding region runs from base 1 to 612 and encodes 203 amino acids. Gene Ontology annotation, cellular component: preribosome, large subunit precursor; nucleolus. The transcript has a single exon. The record is from RefSeq and is a predicted model, not a curated record.